CCAAGGAUAAUGUCAGCAGACAGAACUAUGAAAUGACUAUCCAGGCUACUCCAGACUCUCUGGAUGAUUGUGGGCUUCGAUACUUCCUGGCGGUGCGUCACCACACAUACCUCCUGCGGUGCCUGCCGUUGGCACAGCGGGCGCAGCUGCAGCGUCAAGGCCUGGGACCUCACUUCCUGGUCUGGGCUUUCCACUCGGAGACCCAAGAGGAGCUUGCACAGCUCAUCCCCGCCCUACAGAAGCCCACUCUUCGUUGGUCCGAGCUUAGGGAGCUUGGCAUCGGCUGGUGGGUCCGCUCCAACCAGCUGCUAAGACGCAUCAUUGAAAAACUGGCCAAAAGUUCCUUCCAGGCUAAGCAGAACCCCUUGGAUGCUGCUCUUUAUUAUAUGGCAAUGAAGAAGAAAACAGUCUUGGCUGCGCUGUUCAGGAGUGUGAAUGACAAGCGGAUGUCUGACUUCUUCCAAAAUGACUUUUCUCAAGACCGUUGGAGAAAAGCGGCACUCAAGAAUGCCUAUGUGCUGCUUGGGAAACAGCAGUUUGAGUACGCUGCAGCUUUCUUCCUCUUGGCCAAUGCUGUGAAGGACGCUGUGCAGGUUUGCCUGAGCAAGCUGGAGGACCUGCAGCUGGCCAUGGUGGUGGUUCGCCUCUACGAGGGCGACCUCGACUCUGUUCCUGAGCACCUACGGCGGCUGCUUGAUGCCGAGGUUUUGGGUCAGCCUGAGGGUGCGGAAGGUCCAUCCAUGGAGCUGGCCCACCCAGAUCCAUUCCUGCGCUCUAUGGCACUGUGGCUGCUGCAGCGCUACGAGGAAUCACUCACCACACUGCUUCAGACACGUGUAGGGCAGGAGCACCACAGGAUACACCAGGAGACGCAACAUCUGUCUAGUAGUGCAGCUGGGCAGGCUGCAAAUGCUAGUGACAAAGCUUCUGUCUCAGGUCCUCCUGCAGCUGAUGACACUGCUGACCCCGGAGUAUUCAACUUCUACCUCUACUGCGCACACACCCACUGGUGGUGCGACGCAACCUAGCCAAGUCCAUGAGCAUGCGCCGCAAGCAUGGCCGUGCAGUGCUGCUGUCGGGCUUCAAGCCUGGCAGCACAGUGUCCAAGACACUGACACCAGGGGGUACAACCAGCAGCGACAC
Messenger RNA from Dermacentor silvarum, 1143 nucleotides. Its product is annotated as dmX-like protein 2. Gene Ontology annotation, biological process: vacuolar acidification. The record is from RefSeq and is a predicted model, not a curated record. NCBI's taxonomy places the organism in Eukaryota, Metazoa, Arthropoda, Arachnida, Ixodida, Ixodidae. The transcript is spliced from 6 exons. Gene Ontology annotation, cellular component: RAVE complex. The coding region runs from base 33 to 1028 and encodes 331 amino acids.